Molecule: messenger RNA, 2078 nt
Organism: Gadus chalcogrammus (walleye pollock)
Lineage: Eukaryota; Metazoa; Chordata; Actinopteri; Gadiformes; Gadidae
Gene: rundc1
Product: RUN domain containing 1
Exons: 5
Coding region: 191-1894 (567 amino acids)
Source: RefSeq, a predicted model, not a curated record
UCAUCAUCGCGUUUGCGUUGACGUCGCACUGUUUGGUUUGUUUCGUUUCCCAAGAUGGCGAUGCACCUGUCUCCUCCGUGGUAAUCCUGCUUUCUCUGCGAUUGAAGUCAACAACCGCGGGGCAUCCGUGGCAACAAAUGACAGUAUAUCGUUAGUAGCGACGGAAGAAUAAAAAUCGCUUUUUGCCAAAAUGUCGACCGAGGAAUUGUCCACAUCGGACAGCGAAGGCGCGUCGGCCGGAGCCGGGGAGCGAUGGGCACCGGUCGGUGCUGUGGCCAGCCCCGAGGAGGAGAGUGGGGUCCGGGGCAGCGCUCAGCCCAGAACCCGGGGCUCAUCCUCCGCCUCCGUGGAGGAGACCGCCGCCAGGUUAAAGAAACUAGAAGCGGAGCAAGACCUCCUGAACUCCUCUCUCCUCGCUCUCACGUCCCACUUUGCACAGGUGCAAUUCAGACUGAAGCAAAUAGUUCACGCUCAGACCGACGAGAAGGAGAAGAUGUUGGUCGAGCUUGAGGAGUUCGCCUUCAAGGGGUGCCCCCAUGUCGUGGGGUGCAGGUCGCAGGAUGCGAAGCAUCUGGAGAACUCGAGCGAGAGGGAGAAGCGGGAACGCCUGGAGGCCCAGAGAGAGAAGCAGAAGGAUCUGAUCGUCCAGCUCAAGACCCAGCUAGACGAUCUGGAGCAGUUUGCGUAUCAGGAGGGCAGCUACGACUCACUGCCCCAGUCGGUGGUCAUGGAGAAACAAAAGGUGAUCAUCGACGAGCUGAUCAAGAAGCUGGACGUGAACCUGAACGAGGACGUGGGCAGCCUGACGGCCGAGGAGCUCCGGCAGCGGGUCGACGCGGCCAUCGCUCAGAUCGUCAACCCGGCCCGCGUCAAGGAGCAGCUGGUGGACCAGCUUAAGACCCAGAUCAGGGACCUGGAGAUGUUCAUCAACUUCAUCCAGGACGAGGUGGGGAACCCGCUCCUGUCCGACGGCGUCCAGAGCCAGCAGCCGCACGCCGCCGGCCCCGGGGCGACAGGAGCGAGGAAGAAAGUGGACCCCGCUCAGGCCCAGAGGAUGCGGGAGACGGGCCUGCAGCUGAUCCAGAAGGCCCUGGCCGUGCUGCAGAUCUUUGCCGUCAGCCAGUUCGGCUGCGCGCCGGGCCACGUCGCCCAGAACCUGUGGUCCUCCGGCGGGGCGGGCCAGGAAUACGGGCCCCUGCUGCAGCAACUGGAGGCCGCCGUGGACAAGGUGCGGCUGCAGGCGUCCCGCAAGCAGCCGUCCUUCGAGCACGUGGUGAACUACGGCAGCCACCCGGCGCCGGGGCCCCGGGACGAGCUGACGUCGUCGGUGAGGAAGGAGCUGUCGUCGGCCCUCAGGGACCUGCUGGCCCACGGCCUCUACGCGCCGUCGCAGGGCAUGAGCCUGGUGCUGGCCCCCAUCUCCUGCCUGCUGCCGCACCGGCCGGGGCCCCAGACCAUGCACCCCUGGGAGCUCUUCGUCGAGUACUACCGCUCCAAGGACGGCAAGGCCUUCGUGGAGUCGCCGGCGCGCCAGCUCUCGCAGUCCUUCAGCCUGCCGGUAGGGGGCGGCCCGGUGACGGUCACGCCCAAGCAGUCGCUGCUGUGGGCCGUCCACACGGUGCUGAAGGAGCACGGGCGCUACAAGCGCGGCGCCGACUCAGAGUUCAAGGCGCUGGUGUGCAUGGCGCUGAACGAGCAGCGGCUGGUGUCCUGGCUCAACCUGCUGUGCAAGUCGGGCGCGCUGGUGCACCCGCACUACCAGAGCUGGAGCUACAUGGCGCAGACGGGCUUCGAGGGGGCGCUGCGCAUCCUGGGCCGCAUCAGCCACCUCAAGUUCGACCUCCCCGUGGACCUGGCCGUGCGGCAGCUCAAGAACAUCAAGGACGCGUUCUGAGAUCGCCACGGCGACGGAGGAGGAGGAGGAGGAGGAGGAGGCGAAGGCCGCAUGUCCGCGCCAUUCAGACUCGUAGUUGUAUCGUGUUUCGGCUGGACCCCGCCAAAGUAGAGCCUUCCGUCCUGUAGCCUGUACUGCACACCCCCCCGACCUCCAGGCCGGGUCUGUGCAAACCCCCCCCCCC